Molecule: messenger RNA, 3053 nt
Organism: Spea bombifrons (plains spadefoot toad)
Lineage: Eukaryota; Metazoa; Chordata; Amphibia; Anura; Pelobatidae
Gene: POU3F1
Product: POU class 3 homeobox 1
Exons: 1
Coding region: 22-1149 (375 amino acids)
Biological process (GO): brain development; regulation of transcription by RNA polymerase II
Cellular component (GO): nucleus
Molecular function (GO): RNA polymerase II cis-regulatory region sequence-specific DNA binding; DNA-binding transcription factor activity, RNA polymerase II-specific
Source: RefSeq, a predicted model, not a curated record
ACCAGUUAAGGAGUAGGAGCCAUGGCUGCAACUGCUCAGUAUCUACCCAGGAAUAACACCUUGCCUUCCAAUCCUCUGAUGCAUCCGGACUCCGACAGGAUGCACCAGGGUACCACCUACAGAGAGGUGCAGAAGAUGAUGCACCAAGAGUACCUUCAAGGCUUGGCCACCAAUGCUGGUCACCCAAUGAGCCUCACUCACCAUCAGUGGCUGCCCAAUCCGACCAGUGACUGGGGUAGCGGAUCCCACCUGUCUGGGCAGACGGAACAUGGCAAAGGAGGCGUGCAGAGCAGCAGAGAGGAUAUUAACAGCAGCUUCCAUCACCACAGGUCACAUCUUGUCCACCCGCAGACGCCCAGUAGCCAUGCAUGGGCGCAAAGUGGGGGACAUCACCUGUCUCCCAUGUCCCCAGGUUCUAACAGCCACCAGCCCCUCAUCUACUCCCAGUCCUCCUACACGAAUCUCAACGGCAUGCUGGGACCCCAGGCAUCUUCCUUGCACCACAGUAUGAGAGAUCCUUUGCACGAAGACCCCGGGGUCCACGACACCCACGUAGAAUCACCUCCUCAGCAUCUUAACCACCACCAGGACCAUUCGGACGAAGAUGCCCCCAGCUCCGACGACUUGGAACAGUUUGCCAAGCAGUUUAAGCAGAGGAGGAUCAAGCUGGGCUUCACCCAGGCAGAUGUUGGUUUAGCUCUGGGCACCUUGUAUGGCAACGUCUUCUCCCAAACCACCAUCUGUAGAUUUGAAGCUUUGCAGCUCAGCUUCAAGAAUAUGUGCAAGCUGAAACCCCUGUUGAACAAAUGGCUAGAGGAGACAGAUUCCACCACGGGAAGCCCCACUAACCUAGACAAGAUCGCUGCCCAGGGGAGGAAAAGGAAGAAGAGGACCUCCAUAGAAGUUGGGGUAAAGGGGGCUUUAGAGAACCAUUUUCUGAAGUGUCCCAAACCCUCAGCCCAUGAGAUCACCAGCCUGGCAGACAGUCUCCAGUUGGAGAAGGAGGUGGUGAGAGUUUGGUUUUGUAACAGAAGGCAGAAAGAGAAAAGGAUGACCCCAGCAGGGGUUCCUCACCCCCCCAUGGAGGAUGUGUAUUCACAGGCAGAAACACCACCACUUCAUCACACACUGCAAACCUCUGUACAAUGACUAAGAAAUAUAUAAGGAGGGCAUGUGAGGGGGUGGGGAUGAAGUAAGUACUUUUGGAUUUUACAAAAAAAUAGUUACGGGACCCUUAGAAAAAGACUGGAGGACCUUUCACCACAAGAUUAAGUUAAGACAUAAACUACAAUAAAAAUCCCCUUUCCCGAUUCUCUUUGGUACACCUCAACACAUCUAUAUGUCUUGUUCCUUCUUCAAGGUAAAAGGAGAAGGGGUUGGGAGGUAUUUAUUAAUCAGGAUAUUUUGGGAUGGGUUCAACUAAUAAGAACUGUGAAUAUUUUUAUUAUUAUUAAUGUAAAUCCUCAUUCUAAGAAAGACGUUGGCAGCUUUGAAUGGAAAUAUGUGUUAUUUAUUAAUUAGACUAUUUAACCCCUAAAGUGCAGUAGAGGGGUUGAUAGAAACCCCUGCGGUUAAAAAAAUCACAUUUAUUUAUUUGGUUGCAACAAACAAAAUAUGAUUGAUAAUCUUUUAAAACAAAAGAAGGCAUAUCAAAAGUUUGUACUUUUUUUCUUCUUUCUAAUUUAUUUGAUUUGUUGUUUUUUUUCUAUUGAUUCCCUGAGUGUUCAUUGUGGAAUCAAGUGUGUAUUCCUUACCUAAAAAAGAUUAACAAUGCCACAUUGUUUUGUGUUUUUCUUUCUGGCAAAUGCUUUAUUUAAACCAAAAUUUCCAUGCACUGGAAGAAUAUAACAAAAUAUUAAUUAACAAGGUACUUGAAUUAUUUAGUCUGUUUUAUAAUUGCCAUGGUUUUAUGGUUCCAUCUAAUGCCAGUUUUUGUUAUUUAAGGUUAAUUAAUCUGGCUUGCCAUUUGCCAUCAUACCAUUGCUUUAAAAUAUAUCUUUCUAACCUCUACUCAUCUUUUAGGACAUGCAUAUAACAAAAACACACCCAAAUCUCCAAAGGUUUCCAAAUAUAUUGUGUGUUCUGUAAGAAGGGGCAUAUACAGAAAAAGAUCAAAAUGACAGACAUAUUCCAUUAUAAAGCAAAACUUUAAAACAGAUUUUUACUGAAUGACAUUGUAAAUAUGUGUUAUAUGUAUACAUAUGUAUGUUUUUGGAAAGUUGUGUAUGUUUUGUUUUGUUUUUCAUUCUACACACUUUUGUACACUAAUUUGAAGAGGAUAUUUUAAUAUUAUUUCCAUAUAAAACCUGACCCUUUCUAUUUAUUUUCUCAAUUUUUUUUGUUUUUGGAGUUUGGCUCUGUAAAUUACUUUGCAAUAUAUAUAUAUAAAUAUAAUUUUUUUUUUAUCAAUUUUUUUUUUUGUUUGGUGAAUUGUUUGUAACUUUUACAAAUGUAGAUUUGCAAUUUACUUUUUAUAUUUAUGUUAAAGUAAUAUUGUAUUACUUACAUAAAGAGAAACCCCUUUAAAAUGCCUCAUGUCUUUUUUUUAUAUAUAUAUAUAUAUAUAAAUAUAUACAUCGAUAUAUACUUAAAUUACUCAAGGCGUUGAUUUUGAAUUAAAAUUCCAAACAGGAAUGUGUUUAUUCAAUUUAAAAUAAAUUCUAAAUGUAUUUGUGUUAGUACAUUUUGUUCACCCAAUGUUAAAAAUUAUACAGUCACUUAAAUUUAAAAACGAGAGGAGUGGUGGAUUUCAUUUUUGUAAAUCCUAUUUCUAUCCUAAUUAUUUUUAUGUUUUUUUUCUUUCACUCUUCAGCUGAUUUUGUUACAAAUUUGGAUUACCACACACAAGACCAUAAAAAUCUAAAAUAUGACAGAUAGUGUAUAUAGUUAGAGGACAUGAAGCCGGUAUAUUUAAUUUAUUUUUCUUUUCUAUGUGCAUAAAAUUUGAUUGCAAACCAUGUGGCUGACUCUGUUCUAGAAAACAAAUUUAAUAAAUCUCAACUUUUCAUCAUUUGAUUUCAAAGAGUGAUCAAAUAAAAGCCCUUAAACUGGUA